This is a messenger RNA of Penicillium cosmopolitanum, 1005 nucleotides long. Its product is annotated as Zinc finger C2H2. The record is from RefSeq and is a predicted model, not a curated record. The transcript has a single exon. NCBI's taxonomy places the organism in Eukaryota, Fungi, Ascomycota, Eurotiomycetes, Eurotiales, Aspergillaceae. The coding region runs from base 1 to 1005 and encodes 334 amino acids.
AUGGCAUAUGGGACCGAGACUCGAGGGCAGUGCAACUCUGAUGGGAAUUCCGAGCACAUAAUUAGCGAUAAUGGGUCAUUCAGCAGCAAGUCUGGUGAUGAGGAAGUGACAAGCAAGAGUCAGCGCGGGCCUGCGAAACGGGAAUUAUACACAAGCCUCGAAAGAGAUGCUCACAACCCGAGCCUAAACUCUGAGCAACUGCAGAAAGCUCCCACCUUGAUUUCCCAGCGGGCUAUCGAAUGCCUCAAAAGUCUCACUCGCCUCUUUGCAGAUGAGUCUCUGCAGGGAAGGCACGACGUGGCUCCGGCCCUUUGGCAAGAUGAGCUGGGACGCUUGCGAGUAUGGGCUGCGAAUAUUGGUGCCCAUCAAACUGGAACUUCCUCUCUCGAUUACCGCUUACGAGAUGCAUCACAUAUCAAAGACCAAACUCUACUGCUUCUUGGGCGGCUUCAAAGGCUUGCACAGGAUAUUGAAGACGACAUACAUGGCUCGGAAUAUGAAGCCUCUGGAUCUGAAGACGACUUUUUAGACGAGGGAAAGGAAAACGAAGACGGAAACGGAAACACCGAACUCCAAUCAAUAUACCAUGCAUUGGUUGAUACCAUCAACAAUCUUUUCCAGAUGUCAAUAUUAAUCCGACGACCUGCCCAACAGGACCGCCUACUUGGUACUAAGCGAUCAGACGCUGCUCCAUUUGAGCCAUUCGAUCGGCAGCACGUAGAGAACAAAUACCCAAAUGCAGACCGAGCUAUUAUAAAUCGCCUUGGCUCGGCGAUCUCUCGCCGACGGGCAGUGUUGCGAUAUCGCGAGCGGCAUCAUCUUAAAUUAAUCCAAGGUUUCGGUCAGGCUGUCGGGGGUCUGCAAGAUACGGUGUCAACAAAAUUUUCAGACACAGUUGCCACGGAGUUUGUAGAGAUGCCAGAGUCCUAUAUUGACUUUGAGUCUCAUACUGUUGUUUCUCAAACCUCAUACGCUCCAACAAUACUUCAUGGGGAGGAGGCAUGA